UGCUAUAUUAAUGCACUUAUUGCUGAAAAUUGACGAAACUCCAGUGAUAAGUGACCUGCAAGUAUUUAGUGGUACCUCAAUUAUGUCGAAACGCACUACAUGCCAAACAGAGGUACCACUAUACAUUAGACGUAAACGCACAAAACGCAGGCCGCGAUAAAAGUGUGCAACAAAACGUAACUGAAAGUGUUGUUUAUAAACACGGCCCAUCUCGCCGAUAGGUGGUGCCUUCAUGAAAUUUUGGCAUUGCCAGCUGUAAGAAACGCUGUGCCGUCGUCUUCAGUGUCGUCGCCAUAUUUAAUUCUGUGCUGCAAGAAAGCAAUUUUUCGUAAAACGCAGCCAUUAUUUGAUGACAUUCAAUUAAUAAUAAAAAGGAACAAAAUGGUGUGAGAAAACAUAUACCAAGUGUGUGUUACAUUUGCAGUGGCAUAUAAGAAACUUUUUGCCCACAGCUCAACAGUAUAAGGUUUGUUAUACCCCAGUGUGCGACUCGAAAUUGUAUAAUGGAAAUUGUUGGACUCAAUGGUGGUGUCUUUCCUAUAUGUGUAUAUGCGAAUAUAAUGCGAGCGUGUGAGCGGUGCUGCUGCCUGCGUGUAUUGCUAUUUUAGAAUCGAACCUGGACACUGCAGUAUGAAAUUUAGUUUAAUAGCAAGAAUGCAAAUAAUGCCUGAUCCUUUAUCGAUUCAAUUUCUAAAUUCAUAUGUAUGUAUAAAUCAUAUGUACGUAUGUAUAUAAAUCUAUACAUAUACAUAUGUAGAAAAGAAUAUAAAAGUGUAUUUGUGCAGCGGCCUUGGCAUUCAUGCCAACACAUGUGUCCAGUCAAAACUCAAUUAUCAUCCGUAAUAUUGCAGUACAUAAUAUGGAGCAAUAUAUAGGACCUAUCGAGGACGCCGUUUAUUCGGACUUGAAAGUCGUCCAAUUGCAGGGAGAUGAAGUUAGCCCGCUUGUUCUGCCGGACGAUCAACAAUUGGUGUUCCAAGAUAAUCAGCAGGUUGUCUACCAGACCGCUGCGCCAGUGCAAUAUCAGCAGCCGCAGCAGACCAGCGCACCGGCCCAUUACAUUAUUGGGGCCGACGAAUUGGCUCAGCAGCAGGCACAACAGCAACAACAACAAGUAGUCCUGCAUCCAACACUAGCCGAGCAACAUCAUCACCAGCAGCAGGUUCACUAUCAGCAACAACAACAGCAGCAGCAGCAGGAUGCACAACAAAUGCAUUUGGAACAGCAGCAUCAGCAGCAGCAACAACAAUACGUGCAGCAACAACAACAAGCGCCAGCCAUUCAGCACACACAUCAAAUCUACUACACCUCGGAGCAAGUGUUGCAGCCAAACACGAUUGUACAGCACGCAUCUAUGCAGCAGCAGCUCCAGCAGAAGAAACAGCAGCAGCAACAGUAUCAGCAACACGCUCAGACCACGUACCAACAGCAAACGGCGCAACUGGUCCAGACCAGCCAACUACAACAGUCGCCACAGCAUCAGCCACAACAACACACUCUCCUCCAACAGACUCCGCCACAGGCGCAGCAACAAACGCUGCAGCUACAAACGCCGACGGGUCAGCAGCAAUCCCCCAUUGUGUAUCGCAUGACCACAACGCCACAUCAGCAACGACAAAUCAGCAUGUUAAAUAACACCCACGUAAUUGUUCAGUCGCCUGGGCAGCAAGUACUGAUACAGACACCCCAGCAUCAGGAGCUAAUCAUGCGACAGGCUACGCUGCCCCAGCAGGGCAUUAACAUACACACCUACAAUGCGAAUCGGGUGGUUUACACCACCUCGGCCCAGCAGCAACACACACUCCUGCAGAGUCCGCAGCACGUUCAACAACAGCAGCAGCAGCAACAACAGCAAUUGCAACUGCAAUCAUCGCCACUGCACACGCAAACGGCACAUCUGGUGCAGGCGAGGGUGGUGCAACCGCCGCAGGGCAAUGUCAUCUAUCAGCAGGUGCAGAUGCAGAAAUCAACCUUAACCCAAUCCCCUCAACAACAGCAACAGCAGCAGCAACAACAACAGCAGCAGCAGGUACAGUUGCAUCAACAACAGCAACAACAACAACAGCAGCAGCAGCAACAUCAACAGACAACCACUCAGCUGGUCACUACAAGUGCCACCGGCACGCAAGUGGUGCGUGCAGUUUUUCGCCCAAAGGUGCCACGUGGUGCUGGCACCAUGACCAACAGCAGUCGCCCGCCCAGCCUGAUCGCCACCCGACCAACUUUAACACCCGCCGGUGGUGCAGUGGUGCGACAAGUGCGUCCGCGUGGUGGCCUGCAUGCGAUCGGCGGUGCUGCAAUGCGAAACAUUCGUCCGGGCGCUGGCAUACGCGCCACUCGACCCACAACCGCGCAAUUGCUGGUGCAGACCAAUGUCGGCGAUGGCCAGACCAUGCAGAUCGUCACCCCUGGCCAGGCGACGCACGUGAUGCAGCCCAAGCAAUUGACAAUCACAAAUCUGGGGCAGCAGGCUGUGACUGGACAAACACAGCGUCUGUAUCGAACUCAAAUUGUAAAUGAGACUGCGACAGCCACGACGUCAUUGACGCAACAGCAACACCAACAGCAGCAACAGCAACAAAUGCAUAUGAUGCGACAACCCAUACGUUAUCGCGCCAUUAGUGGCUCUCCAGCAUCGGUGGUUAACAAUAGCGCGGGCAACACCACCACCACAACAACAACCAGCAAUAGCAGCAGCAACAGCAGCAGCAUGGGUCUUGAUCUGGAGGAGCGCAUACCGGGCGCUGUGGUCAAGAAGGAGCAGCAGAAGCCAGCAGUUGUUGGUGCCGCUGGAAACGCCACCGGCAACACAAACACCAUACCCAUGCAGUUAGGCACUGGCACCACCACGCUAACCAGCUAUAGCAGCUCCAGUGCCAGCGAAGAGGAGCAGCAUGGCAUGCGUCCCGCAAAUGCCAACACCAUGACUGUGGCCGAGUAUAAAAAACGCCAGCCGGCAAAUGCUGCUCCAUCGACCCUGACCGUGAUGCGCCAAGUGGGUGGCAGUGGUGGUGGAGGUGGGGUCAUACCAACACGUCCUGCCAAUUGCGCUGCCAAAAUGCCAUUGACUAGUGCGGCAGCUCUCGCUGGCCAGGCACCUGGAGGCACACGACUCGUCCAACAGCCACAAUCUCAGCGCACAGUCCAUUUGACACAGACGACAAACGCCGCGACGACGACAGCAGCGCCACCGCAACCACAGCUAUCCUCAGUUCAGCAGACAUCGCACAACAACUACGAAAUUCAUUCCCAGCAUGUGCUCAACAAUCGUGCUGGCUUGGCCAUUGCGGAUCGGGAUCGGAACAGUGCUAAAAUGCUGGUAAUACUUGCCUCCGGCGAGCAACGUCUCAUUACGUUCACAUUACCGCGAGAAUCUUGCACGGUACAGGAUCUGCUGGAGCAGGUCAGUGUACAGUUCGAUGACAAUACAACCAUCCAGUGUGUGGAGCAUAGAGGCGCGAAUGUGGACUUUGUGGUCACAGUUGGUUUUUCAGUCAACGAGUCGGCGAGCGAACUCAUCUCACGGGCCGAGGAAAGUCUACAGAUGACGCGCACCCAGGAGAGCGGCGGCUCAACGGCUGCUCAGACCCAGACUCCGGCAGCAACAGCUGCCUCUGCCGCUUAUAGUCAGGCCACAGCAGCAGCGGAGCAAGCGAAACGCGAGGCAGCCACAACCGCCAAUGCUGGUAAUGCACAGGCAGCUGCCGCAGAUGCUGGCACAACGUCGGAGGAGCAGCCGCCCCGGAAAAUCAUUGCCGGUUUCUAUGCCGUGUGCCAUCUCUGCGGCUUCACCGGCGACGAUCAUGCCAAGUGUGAGCGUUGCAAGCGUGUCUUCCAUGAGCCGCCAAAACGCAAAUCCUACGUGCCUAAGAGUGGAAAUCCUGCGACCGCAACAGCGACAGUACCAGCAGUGGCAACGGGUGAGACGCCGUAUAAGAAAGGCAACGCUCUGCCAACAGUAGCACGAAUGGGAAAACAGAUCGGUGUAGGCGGCUUUGCAACCGCUACCCGUGGACGCGGUAUGGCUAUACGUGGACGCACACGCAGCGGACGACGUGUGGCCGAAGCCGAGCCUGUAGUGCUGCUGAGCAGCGAGGAUGAGGCAGAUGUCGAUGACGGCAACUCCGCAGGCGACAAUCUGUCGACUGGAAACGAUGCUAAUAAUGCAAAUGGCAGUGCGCCGAACAUACCAGCUGCCUUUGCUUUUGACCCAACCGUGGCGGACGCUGACGAGGAAGCGCUAUAUAAAGAUUUUGUGCGUGGGGAUGUUACCGAUCUUUCGCACGCCGACAAUGACGAUUCGUUUAGCAUAUCAGUGGCUUGUACAUGCAUGCGUGUUCUGCCACAUCGAUUCGAUCAAAUGGGGCCGGUAAUAUUUACAUCGAAGGGUGUGCGCAUUUCUGGGGUCCUGCCGGGCAAGGACGAGAAAUUUGUGUUGAACAUUUACAAGCACGAGGUGAUAAAAGUAAUCGCUCAUUUCGCCAGCAAUGAUCAGGCACAGCCACUGUUAACUUUAUAUGUGCUGAGGAAAUGUGCACAGUACGUGAAGAGCUCAUUGAACUUGCCCGAGGAGCAACUAAGCGACCAAUUCGAAUUUAAAUCCAAUGGCAGUACGCAACACAAUCGCCGGCUUAUUCUGCUCUUCGAUGCGAUACCAUUUGCAGCUCGCGAAACCAUUAAGGCCAUGUUCUCCUGUCUAGAUGAAAUCCAGUCAGCGGACGCUGCAGAAAUUUUCCAACGUAUUGGCGACAUGGAUCGCAAGUCGGCAGAGGUGCCAUCAAAGCAGUUACCGCCACGUCAGCUACGUCCCGAUGAGCAGGUAAAUCUGCUUAUGUAUCCCCCUAAGGGUGCGGGUGGACUGAGUAUCCGUAUGGAGGACUAUGUGUGUCUGACGAAGGAGUCUUAUUUAAAUGACAUCAUCAUUGAUUUUUAUCUGCUGUGGUUGCGUAACACACAAAUUUCUGAGGCCCAACGGGAACGCACACAUAUAUUUAGCACCUUUUUCUAUAAGAGAUUGACGACGCUAACAAGACCGACGGAUAUGAAGCAGACAGCGGCACAAAAACGUCACGCCCGCGUACAGAAAUGGACAAAGGGCGUGGAUUUAUUCGAGAAGGAUUACAUUAUAGUGCCCAUCAAUGAGCAAAGCCAUUGGUUUCUGGCUAUCAUAUGCUUUCCCUGCCUUACCGGGCCAGUGACCUUUGAUACGAAUGUGCCCGUCGAACCCCAGCAAUUAAAGCGCACGCGUGGCAAAAAGGUGGCCAUGCAGAUUGGUAGUACGACAAUAACACCGCUGGUAAAACGGGAAUCCACUGGCAUGCCAGCGCUGCCUGCUGAAAUUUGUCGGAUAGGCGACGAUGAGAGCGAGCGUGAUGAGGCUGAGGGGGAUGAGAGCGACUUGGCAUCGGAGGACAGUGAGAACUCCAACCUUACAACUCCUCCAUCAACAAGCACACCAUCAGCGGCAUCUAAGGAGACGACGCCGACAAUGGCGACGUCGACACCAGCACGUGUUAACGCCGGUGGAGGCGAUGUGCCUGCGGUGAAGCAACCACUAAUUCUAAUAUUCGAUUCACUGGCAGGGGCGUCCCGCAGUCGUGUGGUUGCUACAUUACGGGACUAUCUGACCUGUGAGUAUAAGGUUAAGAAGCCUGAUGCACCGCAUCGUGUCUUCAACAAGGACAAUAUGCCUGGUCAUUGUGUGAAAGUGCCACAACAAAAUAAUUUCACCGAUUGUGGCCUCUAUCUGCUACAAUAUGUGGAACAGUUUUUCAAGGAGCCCAUACGGGAUUACAGGCUGCCCAUUAAGCAGCUGAACAAUUGGUUUGAUUUGCUCACAGUAACCAAGAAGCGUGAGGAUAUUGCUUUGCUAAUCCAACAGUUGAUGGACGACAACAACACACAGCGCCGUCUUAUAUUGCCAGUCAUCGAGUUUCCCACACUCAAUGGUCAGCUAGUCGAAUAUCCCGAGGAGGCGGAAAGUGCAGAGUUCGAAGAGGAAGAGGGCCAUGAGGAUGAGGAUCAUACUAGUGAUAUGCAUGAUGAGAAUAACGCUCCCACCGACAUGGAAGUAGAUCCCACUGCCGAGGAGCUGCAACAGGCCAAGACAAAUGCUGUGCGCAAUCUCUCAACAGCAAUUGCAACCACAGGAUCAUCUGGAUCAUCUACUGCAACCACUAGCCUUACGACAACAGUAACGACGUCCUCAACUCGAAGAAUUGUCCUAAAACGUCGCGUUCCUAUUAAUACUGCUGUGACGACGAGCGGCAGCAAUGGCAGCAUUGGAGCCAUCUGCGCGGGCAAUGGAGAGUCUCCGACGGUCUGCUCUUCGCCAGGAUUGACCUCCACUGUUCGAUUAUCAGCCGCGAAUCCAAGUGUCGGCCAAGGCAGUUUAAAAAUACGUAAAAUCGAGCCGUAGUAGACAAUGUUAAGAUAUGGAUCUGAUAAUGAUGACCGGUGCAUGCGCCAGUUUCAAAAAAUGUGUAAAUAUUAAGGUAAAUGAUAAGCUGAAAUUUAUAAAUAUAUAUGCGAGUAUACAUA
Messenger RNA from Scaptodrosophila lebanonensis, 6540 nucleotides. RefSeq lists its product as uncharacterized. The record is from RefSeq and is a predicted model, not a curated record. Gene Ontology annotation, molecular function: SUMO-specific endopeptidase activity. Gene Ontology annotation, cellular component: cytoplasm; nucleus. The transcript has 8 exons. NCBI's taxonomy places the organism in Eukaryota, Metazoa, Arthropoda, Insecta, Diptera, Drosophilidae. Gene Ontology annotation, biological process: protein desumoylation. The coding region runs from base 800 to 6418 and encodes 1872 amino acids.